Molecule: messenger RNA, 2285 nt
Organism: Hemibagrus wyckioides
Lineage: Eukaryota; Metazoa; Chordata; Actinopteri; Siluriformes; Bagridae
Product: tripartite motif-containing protein 16-like
Exons: 6
Coding region: 419-2020 (533 amino acids)
Molecular function (GO): zinc ion binding; protein binding
Source: RefSeq, a predicted model, not a curated record
CAAGGAAGGCAACAUCCUGGAUGGCAUGCCAGUUCAUCACUGGCCACAAUUGCACACACACACAGUUUAGGAAAGAACAGGAAAGACAGGAAGAACCCCCAACUCCAAAGACAUGAUGCAAACAUGCAAAUCCCUAAACCACUGUGUCUCCCAAUCUGCUGCUUGUCUGAACCUAAAACAUAAAAAAGAGGCAUGUAGUGGGCACCAUGCACACAUACUGUGUACACCCCUUGGAGGCAAUUUACUGUAGUCAGUCAAACUAUGGGUGGCUUUUUGGGAAAAGCAGAAAUUCUUGUGGGGAAAACAUGCAAAACACCAUACAGACAGUUACCCAAGGUCAGGAUUCAACUUAUAACUGGGGAUCUUGGAAAUAUCAAGUGGCAAUCCUACCCACAUUGUGCUGGAAAAAAAGUUAUGUAUGAAACAGUUAAGUUUACAGAGGAAACCAGAUCUGUCUGUUAUUGUGGUUAGCCUCGGUCCAAAUCCACACCCACACCACGUAUUCAUUCCUGCUUCAGGAGAAACGAAACUAGCGAGGCUGGCACUUGCAAAAUUGUCUUCUUCUACCAAUAUGGAUGAAAAGACAGUAAAGUCUGCCCAUCUCAGCUACACCGCACCCUCAGAUGUGGAGUGUGAUGUGUGCACGGGAAGGAAACGUAAAGCAGAACAGUCCUGUAUGGAGUGUAUGGCUUCAUUCUGUAAAAAUCAUCUAGAUCUGCAUAACAUUUUGCAUGUGGGGAAGAGACGCAAGCUGGUGGAAACUACGGGAAGCCUCAAAGACAGCAUCUGCCCCAAGCACAACAAACUCAUGGAGAUUUUCUGUCGCAAAGAUCAGCAGUGCAUAUGUAACCUGUGCAUUACUAACAAACACAAAAACCAUGAUGUCGUCUUGAUUGGGGAGGAGGUGCCUGAGAAAAAGAUUAAACUUGGGAAAAUGCAAAGACAGACAGCUAAAAUGAUUCAGACCCGGGAGAAAGAGGAGCAAGCUUUAAAACAAACCAUUAAAUCAUUCAAGACAUCAGCAACAAAGGCAGUGGAGUUGAAUGAGAGAAGCUUUACAGAGCUGAUUCGCUCUAUUGAAAUGAGGCAGUGUGCAGUGAAGGAGAUGAUCUUGGCUCAGGAGGAGGCUGUGGUGAAGAAAGUUAAUACACUUUUACAGAGACUGGAACGGGAGAUCAGUGAUCUGAAGAGCAGAGAUGCUGAACUACAGCACCUGGAGCAGCUCUCUCAAGCUGAGAAUGAAGUCUAUUUUCUACAAAGUGCUUCUUGUGUUCGCCAGCUCUCAAAGUUGAUCCAGAUCCCAGCACUAUCAGUCCAUCCAUCCUGUCCAUUUCAGCUUAGCACUGAUGCUGUCUCAAAUCUUAUCAAAAAACUGCACUUAAUCUGCCAAUGGCGGUUCAUAACCAUUUCUGAAAGAGUAAAAAACACUGGCAUUGUAUCUGCACCACUACCAGAGACAUAUCAGGAGCUCUUAAAAUAUGCAAUCAAACUUACUCUGGAUACAAAUACAGUGCACGACAAUCUCCAACUGAGUAACAUGAACAAGGAACUGACCGCUGUCCAUACAUCAGCGGACUAUCCUUCCCACCCCGACAGAUUUGAAAGGCGGGUGCAGGCCUUAUGCAAAGAAGGUCUGCGUGGUUCACCACGUUAUUGGGAGGUGGAGUGCGGUACGAAAGGGUCAUGGGUUAAUAUCGCAGUCUCGUACAAAGGGAUAAAAAGGAAAGGGAAACAGGCCGCUCUGUUUGGCAGAUGCAAAAGCUCAUGGGCCUUACGCAACUAUGGGGGUAUAUACCAAUUCUGGCAUGACAAUAAGUGGCAGAAACCCCACCCUGACAGAUCUUUAGAUUGUACUAGAAUAGGGAUCUAUCUGGAUCAUGGAGCAGGGAUUUUAGCCUUUUACAAUGUCUCGGGUAACUUGAGCCUCAUCACUAAGGUCCAGACGAAGUUUACAGAGCCUGUAUAUGCUGGGUUUGGACUGGUAGGGAUAGGAUCUCACAUUCGACUAUGUGAUUUAUAAGAUUUAUAGUUAAAAUCAACCUCUUUCUCAUAAAGAAUGUCUUUGUUGCACUUCAGAUUUCAGUGUUACUCAAUGCGUAUUAUUACGGUUCUACUGGUUAACAUUUUUCUUUAUUGCAUUGUUAUGCAAUGGUUCUUUUAGAUAUAUAUUUCUUUAUUCUUAUUCUUUGCUGCUAUGUCUGCAUUAUAUGUUAUUUGUUUUUUUGGUGCUAUGAAAAACCUUUCAUGCCAACACAGUAAAUGUAAAACGAAGUGACAAACAAUAA